AUGGGGCCCGAUGAUCUUCACGCAGACCUCACUCCGCCUGGUGAGUACCAUCCCCACGUGCCCCGUGAUGCCCCACUUCCAACCACGCAGCCAGCCUCCCACCCCAAGCCAUGGCUGGAGGCUCUGCCCCGUACCAUCGUGACUCCCGGAAUCAAUGUGACCUUGAGGUGCCGGGCUCCCCAACCUGCCUGGAGGUUUGCGCUCUUCAAGGAUGGAGAGAUCACCCCACGGAGACUCCGGGAUGUGGCCGAGGAGGUGGCGGAGUUCUUUCUGGAGGAGGUGACCCCCGCCCAGGGAGGCAGGUACCACUGUUGCUACAGGAGACAAGGGUGGGGACCAGGGAUCUGGUCCUUACCCAGUGAUGUCCUGGAGCUGCUGGUGACAGACUCGCUGCCCAAGCCCACGCUGCUGGCGCUGCCGGGCCCGGUGGUGGCGCGCGGCGCGAACGUGAGCCUGCGCUGCGCGGCGCGCGUGGGCGGCAUGAGCUUCGCGCUGUACCGCGCGGGCGAGGCGGCGCCCCUGCAGUACCGCGACGGCGCGCAGCCCUGGGCCGACUUCCCGCUGACCGCCGCCCGCGCGCCCGGCACCUACAGCUGCUACUACCACACGCCCUCCGCGCCCUACGUGCUGUCCCUGCGCAGCGAGCCACUGGUGGUGAGCUGGGAAGGCGAUCUGUCCUCGGACUAUACUCGGGGGAACCUCAUCCGCCUGGGGCUGGCCGGCCUCGUCCUCAUCUGUCUCUGCGCCUUGGUGGCUUUUGACUGUGGCAGCAGGAACAAUGGCCCCGGUGGCCCCCGGCCCUGA
Molecule: messenger RNA, 804 nt
Organism: Elephantulus edwardii (Cape elephant shrew)
Lineage: Eukaryota; Metazoa; Chordata; Mammalia; Macroscelidea; Macroscelididae
Gene: OSCAR
Product: osteoclast associated, immunoglobulin-like receptor
Exons: 5
Coding region: 1-804 (267 amino acids)
Cellular component (GO): plasma membrane
Molecular function (GO): collagen receptor activity
Source: RefSeq, a predicted model, not a curated record